AUCACAUCUCAACCUUUGCCCAUAGAACAAGGGUCCAUGUUUUAAGGAGAAGUACAAGUCUAGUCAAAGACUUUUGAGUCUUGAACUUUGAAUUGAAAAAGGAGCUCCAAGACUAGUUUGUAUUUCCCUCCAUUGAACAAUUUCCCCCAAAGUCCAAAUUGUGAAAUUAAAAUUUGUCAAGAACCGAACCACUAGUGGACUGCCACUUGGACUGCCACAUCGCCAUAUACACUGUUCACGCAACAAUUUUGGCUCAAAUUUUGAUCUUUUAGUUUCAUUGUGUUGUUUUUUUUGUUUCGCUUGUUGAUUCCAUUACUAACUUACAAGCUCGUACUAGAUUGUAAGUUAGUUUUGAAAUCGUCCUUCGUGUAUAUGUUCCUUUGUGUGUCUUAUUCUCUUGAGUCGUAAUACUUGGUCCACCUCUCAAUGCCUCACGGAGUACAAGCAAGGUUACGACACUUUUGAGAUCAAAGUGAAAAAAAAAAUUCGAGAGACAAAACAAUAGAGAGGGAGUGUGAGGACCAUUCUUGUACAACUAACUUGUUUGUUGUUUUGUAGGUAACUUCUUGGCCAUAAUGGAAACCAUUUUGGCCCUCCUUGAUGAUUUGUCCCGAGACCUUGCUAGGGCAAAUGCGGAUCUUGAAAAAUUUGACUCGGAUGUGGUAACUAUGAGUGAGAGGUUGGAUCAAAUGGAGAGUCGAAGGAACUCUCGUGCUUUUACUCCCGAAACUUUACUUCCAAUGACCAAUCCUCCAAGACCACCUCAUAAUGCCACAAGCCAAGCUCCAAAUAGCCUUCAAAACCGAGAACAAGAUGGACCACUUCCCCCGCAAGUUGAUCAAGUCCAACAAGGAGGACUUGGAAGCCAAUUUCCUCCCAUCCAAGCUCCACAACCAAAGCUCCACAUUACCAAAUCGAGCCUCUCAACCGAAAGUUCCCUUUCCCAAAACCGACACAUCCAAGAAGAGGAACAUGGUAGAGAGAGACACGAAGGAUAUGGAGUCUACGACGAUGCUUAUAUGAUAGAAGGAGACUUGAGUCGGAUGAGAUUGAAGGCCAAUCUCAAGAGGGAGAGGAUGCCGAGGGUUAAAAUGAAGAUGUUGGAUCCGAGACUUUUUGUCAUUAUGCUCUCGGGUUUGGCUAGCUUAUGGACUAUUUUUGUGCAUCUCUUGUGGGCUGUUUUUAGCUCGUUUUUUGAUACGUCCCUUGUUAUUAUUAAGCUCUCGAGCUCUUCAUGUUUUGCGAACUGUUUUGAGUGGUUUCUUUUGAAGUAGCCAAUUGAACGAGAUGAAGUCGUGAAUUUGUGGGCAAAUUCCUCUCAAGAUGGAGAGGAUGAUAUAAGAAUAAUCACGGAUAUGGACUUAUAAGGGUGCGCGUUGGUUUCGAGACUUGGUGUGUGCAAUUAAGUGUAGAAGAGGCCCAAAACACACCAAAAUCAGCCCAUAACUUACACUUGAUGGACAACCCACUCUUUGAAGGCCCUUUUGGUCAUUUUAACUUAUAUCUUGUAAUAGCGAUAUAAAGAACAAUGCAGGGUUUUAUUUACUUAGAUUAUUAUGGAUGUUGAAGUGAGAAACACUUGAAAAACACACAGUCCUCUCUUCUCUUGAUGAGGCAAAACCGAAACUAGGAGACAACAAUAGGGUGGAU
Capsicum annuum is the source of this 1650-nucleotide messenger RNA. RefSeq lists its product as uncharacterized. NCBI's taxonomy places the organism in Eukaryota, Viridiplantae, Streptophyta, Magnoliopsida, Solanales, Solanaceae. The transcript is spliced from 2 exons. Bases 576 to 1274 code for a protein of 232 amino acids. The record is from RefSeq and is a predicted model, not a curated record.